AUGUUACUGUUUAUAAGUUUACUAUGUGCUAAGAGACAUCAUGUUAUAAAAAACUUCCCUGGUAUUCGUCUUACUGAUGAUAACUGUAACUCUACUAAACCAUUAGAUAUUAAAAAUAGGUUUUGGGUUACAGAAGAACGUAAAAAGAUGUAUAGUGAUUUAUACCAAAAUCCAGAGAUUGGACACCCUAAAGCGUUACACAAAACUAAUCACCAUUCAUUUAAACAUCAUAAAAAGGAAUGUAAAAUAAAACAUCCUAAAAAUAAACAAGAGAAGCCUAUUGAAGUUAAUAAACCAAAAACCAGGGAAGAAAAAUACAAUGAAAUUUAUCAAAGGAUUCUUAAGAAAAAGCAAGCAAAGCACAAUGAUGAAAAUAAUCCUAAAUUAACGCUCAACUGUAAAAUAGAAAUCGGCAUAAAAAAUAAGAAAAAAUAA
Messenger RNA from Hepatospora eriocheir, 435 nucleotides. NCBI's taxonomy places the organism in Eukaryota, Fungi, Microsporidia, Hepatosporidae. The record is from the annotation of a GenBank genome assembly.